UGGUGUAUUGCAAGUUUGCAUUUCUGCUUUUUAACGUAGUCGUUUUUUUUUUUUUAUUAAACUGUUAAGAUAUUAAAACGUUUUUCUGAAAAUAAAACUCAUGUUUAAAUAAAAGAGAUGGGGCUAGAAAGGUAAAAUCCCUCAAAAUACUUUUUGCGAUUUUUGUUAUUAUUUUUUAAAUAAAAACAAUACUUUUUAAGAACUUAUUUGUUACUGUCUUCCAUGUGCUUUAUUUCUAAAGUAUUUGGCAUUUUAUUUUACAAGUAAAAAAAAUAAAAAAAAUAAAUACCUAAACAAAAUAAAAAUCAUAUAAAUAAAAGAAAAAAGAAAAAAUACAUUUUUUUAAGUAAUUGGUUUCAAUGAGCCACAAUAACUGUUUCACUCGUUAUUUAUAGCAGGUGCAGUAUUUCUUUAACUUGCAAAUAUAUUUGUUAUCAUCUACAGGUGGGAUCUAAAAUCCACAGGUAUUUGUCCAUCAAAAUGAUCAUCUAUGGCUGCAGUUUUUUAAAUUAUGAUUGUCAAUAUUAAUUUAAUGAUUUUUAGAGUUUUUUCCACGGGAUGGUAAUGUCAGUCAUCGGUUCCUAUCUAAAUUUGUUUUCAAAGCUGACGCUGUGCUUAAAACUAUAACCAAACAACAGACACCUGCCAUGCGCUUCAAUAAUUGAUCUGCAAACGAAUAAAUAUUUAAAAUCUGCCCUUUGGUUUGCAGCGGUCGGAAAAAAUAUCAAGGGCUUCGUGUUCUACCAAUCAGAGGCGGAGAUCCCACACUCCCGCUGAUUUUCAGCCAAUCAGGAACGCACUUCCUCCAUUUCCUGUUGUGGAGCCGGAGUUGGACGGGACAAGUCUCCGGUCCAGAAAAUGAAUCAAAUUCCUUUGUUUUGCAUGGACUGCUUUACUUUUUUAAUUCACCAGUAGAUGUGAUGUUCGCAGCCGAGCAGCAUGCGUCUUCUAGCCUGCGACAGGGAGCUGGCAGGUAUCGGUUGCUGCACCUGAUGUCAUGACGCGAUACUUGGUAUUUCCUUGACAACAGAGGAUCUUAGGUAUUCAGGACCACCAUGCCGAUCACACUGCUGUGGGCCGUGGACGUGUACGGCAGGGUGUACAGCCUCUCCACAGCCGGCCAGUGCUGGGUACGCGCCGACGACAUGCUGCUGGAGCUGAAGCGGGUCACGGCGGGGAAGGACCGCUGCUGGGGCAUCGGCUGUGAUCACCUUGUUUACCUGAAUAUAAUCCCCAGUGAGACCCCCAUCCGCUACCGGGAGGAGACCUAUGAGAACCAGCGGUGGAACCCUGUGGAUGGCUUCACUGAUGUGCUGCUCCCCACCGACCGCUGGCCGUGGAGCGAUGUGACCGGGAUGAACCCCCAGCCGCUCCACAGCUUCCAGCUCCCCUCCCGCAGCUGGGAGUGGGAGGGAGACUGGUACGUGGAUCAGAGCUGCGGGGGGGAACCCAGCCAGACCGGGGGCUGGGAGUACGCCGUCGAUUUCCCGGCAAACUUCUCUCCAGAGAAAAAGUGGAACUCGUGCGUCCGGCGCAGGCGAUGGAUCCGCUAUAGAAGAUACACAGCACAAGGAACCUGGGCAAAAAUCCCCUUGGAGAAUCCCAGGAAGCCCCCACUUCCACUCUGUGACAUCAGCUGUGGGGGGUGGGAGAUGAGCGACCAGUCUGGGCGAUAUCCCUAUCUCUGGGGGGUGACCCAACAAGGACAGGUGUGGUUCAGGGAGGGCAUCCACCCUCGUGUCCCAGAGGGCACCAGCUGGGAGGAGGUUGAAGUUCCCAAAGAGGUGGCUCAGCUAUCAGCGGGCCCCGGGGACCUUCUGUGGGCUUUACUGUGGGACGGGAACUUGCUGGUCCGCACCGGCCUGAGCCUGGACAGCCCAACUGGCACUUCCUGGGUGGAGGUGGAAUCACCGGGGAAAGAGAUGGAAGCGCUCCACGUGUCUGUUGGAGUCAGCGUGGUGUGGGUGGUGACUAAAGACUACAAGGUGUGGUUCAGGCGAGGGGUGAACUCCCACAAUCCCUGUGGCUCCGGCUGGAUCAGCAUCGGUGGGGAGAUGAUGAUGGUGGACGUCGGGCUAAACGACCAGGUGUGGGCGGUGGGGGAGGACCGCGGCUUGUAUUUUAGGAUGGGGGUGACUCUCUCGGAGCCGAGCGGAAAUGGCUGGAUCCCCGUUUCGGCGCAGUGGGGCAGCAGUAAAGAGGUCGCCCCGCCGAGGGAGGAGUGUGAGCUGAGCGGCCCGCUGACCGAGGCCUCUCAAGGCUCAGUGCUCAGCUGCACCGACUCAGACUCGGAGUUUGGGCCUACGGACCCCCACAGCCCUGUAGACACCCCCGUCGUGGAGGCAGAAGCCACUUCUCAAGAAGGGAAAGUCUCAGUUUCAGCCCCCCAACAGGACGCCCCGAAAGCUUUCAUCCCCGCCAGUGACAGCUUCAUCAACAGCCUGGUGUCCGACCGCGACAAACCGGUGGUGCAGCCGGCUACCGUCACAGAAGAAGAAGAGCGCGAGGAGCUGCCCCCAGCCCCGGUGCUCCCAGCACCUCAACCUGCAGACGUCCCAUGGAUGAACGUAGACCUGGAGGGGGCGGAGGCGGCUCGGAACGCGCAGGCGUCGGGACGCCCGUUGAGUGAUGCUCCUGCCGCCGCCACGUACGAUCUGGGGACUCUGGAGGGCUCGCAGGGCGUCGGAGAGGAGGACGGGCCGGUGUGGGCGUGGAUCUCCGGCGGAGGCUGCGACGUGGACGCCGGCUCGCAGAUCAGCUGGCUCAGUCCUUCUGGACCUCUCCCCAGCUCCUUGUCACUGACUCCGGUGCAGUCGGCUGCCUGGAGCGAGCAGCCGCAGCAAACGGAACACCGGCAGGAGAUCAGCAAGAAGCCUAUUGAGAGAAGCAACUCGGUGUGGGUUCGUAAAGGCUCCCUGCGUUGGUGGAGAGACUGGAAGCCACAGCGCUGGGUGGACGUGGGCGUCGCCCUGGAACAAUCCACCAAACCCGACGGCCGGAAGGACAGCAUCUUCUUUGUUUAUUACACCCAGUACGACGAGAAGAAGUAUCUCCACGUUGUUAUCCAUGAAGUGACGGCGCUGGUGCCGCUGCUGCGAGACGACUACUUUGCCUUCGCGCUGUACACUGCAGACAGGACCAAACAGAGGUGGCCUCUGGUUUUAGCGGCACAAACGGAGAAGGACAUGAACGACUGGUUGGAGCUGCUGUCCGGCUGUUGCUGCAAGUGUCGAGGCAUCGCCGGACCUCCAUCUCGACGGGCCGUGUGGUCCACCACCACAAAGGGGGACCUCAUGGUCCACGAGCCGUGCUUCUCUCUGGAAGCCCCCGCCAACACCAUGCCCUGCGACCUCAUGUUUUGGCGGCAGGUCCCGGGUCACCUGCGCUGUGUAGAGUCUAACAGUCUGGGGCUGGUGUGGGGCGUCGGGUGGGACGGCACUGCCUGGGUCUACACCGGACACUGUGGGCCCACAUCGGCCAGCCAGAUGUACGAGCAGUCCGACGUCAGGAGUGUGCACGUGUACGAGAACCAGCGGUGGAACCCCGUGACCGGAUACACCGACAAGGGGCUGCCCACCGACCGGCCCAUGUGGAGCGAUGAGAGCGGGCUGAAGGAGUGCAGCAAAGCCAACACCGCCCCCCCUUCCCCACAGUGGUCAUGGGUGUCAGAAUGGACCGUGGACUACAAAGUUCCUGGCGGGACGGACAAAGAGGGCUGGCAGUACGCGGCAGACUUCCCCACGACGUUUCACGGCCACAAAACAAUGAAGGACUUUGUCAGGCGCAGACGGUGGACCAGGCAGUGCAAGAUCACCGUGAGAGGCCCGUGGAAGCAGGUCCCGCCCAUCCACCUGAGCGACAUCUCCAUCAUGCCCUGUCUGGCCCAGAGCCGGAUGGAGCAGGUCCCCGUGUGGGCCAUCAGCGACAAGGGAGAUGUGCUGUGUCGCCUGGGGGUGACGCCCCUGAACCCUGCGGGCAGCUCCUGGCUCCACGUGGGCACCGACCAGCCCUUCAAAUCCAUCUCCAUCGGUGGGGCCAACCAGGUGUGGGCCAUCGCCAAGGAUGGAGCCGUGUUUUACCGGGGAUCUGUGUCGCCGCAAAACCCUGCAGGAGAAUGCUGGUACCACAUCCCCUCUCCUCCCAAACAGACCCUCAGACAGCUGUCGGUUGGACGGACGUCCGUCUUCGCCGUGGAUGAAAACGGUAACCUGUGGUACAGGCAGGGCCUCACCCCCAGCUACCCCCAGGGAUCUGCCUGGGAGCUCAUCUCUAACAACGUCACCAAGGUCUCUGUGGGCCCGCUGGACCAGGUUUGGAUCAUUGCCGAUGGAAUUCCGGGUUUUCCCACUGAGACUCCGGGGGCGGUCUGCCAUCGGUUGGGGGUGGGGCCCAUGCAGCCCAAGGGCCAGUCCUGGGACUACGGCAUCGGGGGGGGCUGGGAGCACAUCAGUGUGAGGGGGAACUCUGCGGAGGCGCCUCGGAGUCCCCACCCUCCCCCGCUGGGCCCCGCCCGCAGCCCAGCCCCCCAGAGAACGGUGAACGGGAGCGCAGUGUGUGUGUAGUCCGUGUUGCGGCCGUCUUCCUCCAGCCCUGUUUGUGCCUGGAUCUGCAUUCGCCUCCUGGAAUCAUUCCCUAAUUCCCCUUCAUGUGAAGGGACCGCACAACCGGACCGCACAGCCGCCACGUCUGGAUGGAUGGAUGAGCGUCGGGGCCUGGCUGGGUUUCCAGGCGGAAGGACAGCCUGGAUCCAGCAAAAAAGGGGUGCAUGUGUUUGAUUGUACGACUGCUAGGCAUCAUGGGACGGAGCAAUAGCUUUUUAUUUCUUCACCUUUGGAGAGGAGGGAUUUCAGUGAAGGGCUAAUUUACAGUCGUUGCUGCUGCAGCCUGAGAUCUGUUUGUUUGUUUGUUUGUUUGUUUGCAUGUCAUUUGAAUUCUGAGGAUUUGUUGAAGUGUUUCUCAGUUUGUGUUUGCUUUAGUGUGUUCUUUAUUUAUUUAUUUAUUUUUCUUCCCAAACAACUCGCCGUCUGAGGACUUCUUUUUUUCUCCCAAGAUGGGAAUAAAAUCUUUCCGGAGUGGGAACAUAUUGAUGCCCUGCAAUAAAACCUUCUUCCUGCUGGAAGAAGAAUCCGAUCAUUGAGACUGUUGACUGAACACCACCCAGCCGCACAUUCAUGGAGAUGCAAAAUAAAAGUUUGAAUAUGCUCGA
Molecule: messenger RNA, 5206 nt
Organism: Oryzias melastigma (Indian medaka)
Lineage: Eukaryota; Metazoa; Chordata; Actinopteri; Beloniformes; Adrianichthyidae
Gene: tecpr1b
Product: tectonin beta-propeller repeat containing 1b
Exons: 26
Coding region: 1056-4562 (1168 amino acids)
Cellular component (GO): membrane
Source: RefSeq, a predicted model, not a curated record